UAACCUGCUGAUCAAGACUAACCAGACCACAUUCAUCAAUAUCACUUAACUUACUUGUAGAUCACAUAUCGAACUCUGUUCACUGACCUUUCUAAGCCUCACAACAACUUUAAUGAAAAGCUACAGAUCGGACGAACAAUUUUCACAGGUUAUAGGAAUCCAGUGUACCAAUGAAAUUCUCAGAACAUUGGAAGAUUAAAGUAGCUGUUAUCAGCUUGGUUAUAGUCAUUAUUGCAGCUGUUGCCCUUAUUGUACUUUUUACUGUAUUUGUUCAUGGCUCAAAUAAUUUGGUGUCCAGCGCAAAUCUUCGCUAUUAUGAAGGAUCAUUUCGGAUACUAAACUUAAACUACACAGAUAGUUAUCAACAAAGUAACAGUGUCGAUUUUUUGUCACUGUCUGAAAAGAUUCAAAGCCUUCUCGCAAAGACAUUUGAAGAUUCAGAACUGAAGAGCCAGUUCAACAUGUCCAAAGUGACCAACCUGAAGCCUGGGAGUGUUAUUGCAGAAUUUGUGUUACUAUUGAACGAAAAUGCAGAGACCAAAGUUCUAUCACCUGAUUUGGUUCAACAAAUAUUGCUUGCAAACUUGAAGACGAUAUCUGUGCCAUACUUUGACAUUGAUGUCAACUCUGUCCAUCUCUCGGAAAUUCCUGUGACUGCUGCACAGAGUCUCCUCAUCAGUGGUGUGGAUAAUACUGCAGUCAACAAUGAUAUUCAGAUCUCUACAACCAGUGCAUUUUCAGUAACCAAGAGUACUACAGACACAGGAACUACCACUGUAACAACUGCAAGGAGUUUUGAAGACUGUGGGAUUGGCGGACCACCAACAUCUGGCAGAAUAGUAGGAGGAACAGAUGCCUCCCUGGGUUCAUGGCCAUGGCAAGCUAGUCUCCGUUACAAGGGGUACCAUACAUGUGGAGCGUCACUGAUCAGCAGUACCUGGCUUGUGAGCGCUGCUCAUUGUUUCGAGAGGUACAAAACUCUGACCUUGUGGACAGUAAUCUUAGGAACGAUUUAUUCAACAUCUGGAAGUGGGUUAAAUGUUGAGAAUAUUAUUGUUCAUGAAAACUACACUCCUGGAAUGUUUGCAAAUGACAUUGCUCUUCUCAAACUGAGCGAUCCGGUUACUUUAACAAGUGUUAUUUGGCCAGUGUGUCUACCUGACAAGUCAGCUGUUUUUCCUGAUGAUGCCUCGUGUUAUAUCACUGGAUGGGGAGCAGUUAAAGAAGGAGGGUCAGCAUCUUCAGUUCUACAACAGGCUGUGGUAAAGGUCAUUGGUACAGCCAAAUGUAGCAGUGCGCAGAUGUAUGGAAGUCAGAUCGUACCCUCAAUGAUAUGUGCAGGUUACGUGGAUGGACAAAUUGACUCCUGUCAGGGAGACUCUGGAGGGCCACUAGUCACUAAACGACUUAAUGGUACAUGGGUACUUGUUGGAAGUGUCAGCUUUGGAUAUGGAUGUGCUGAACCCAAUAAGCCUGGUGUCUACUCCAGAACAACUUACCUACGUAGCUGGAUCAAAGAAAAGUGUGGCGUAUAACUGAAAAGUAGCUUUCGUUCUAAACUACAAAUUAUUAUCAUUUUCUAGGGUAUUCUGUGAAAGCUUUUAUAAGAAACUGUUGAAAUUAUUCUCCUUUACCUGGUAAACAUAAGAAGGAGCUGUACGGGUUUGAUCAGAAUGAACACAAUUUCCAUGGAUGUCACUGUCCAUAACACCGCACUGAGAACAAAUGUAGUAUUUCCACACAAUAAAAUAUAAUUUUUUCACAUUUCAAACAUGUUUGAGGAUGAAUAUAAAUGCUUCACUUUGUACAUUGUG
Molecule: messenger RNA, 1814 nt
Organism: Spea bombifrons (plains spadefoot toad)
Lineage: Eukaryota; Metazoa; Chordata; Amphibia; Anura; Pelobatidae
Product: transmembrane protease serine 11A-like
Exons: 12
Coding region: 171-1535 (454 amino acids)
Biological process (GO): proteolysis
Molecular function (GO): serine-type endopeptidase activity
Source: RefSeq, a predicted model, not a curated record